Laccaria bicolor S238N-H82 is the source of this 1824-nucleotide messenger RNA. RefSeq lists its product as uncharacterized. NCBI's taxonomy places the organism in Eukaryota, Fungi, Basidiomycota, Agaricomycetes, Agaricales, Hydnangiaceae. The transcript is spliced from 7 exons. Bases 1 to 1824 code for a protein of 607 amino acids. The record is from RefSeq and is a predicted model, not a curated record. Gene Ontology annotation, cellular component: lipid droplet.
AUGUCGAUAGCGGACUCGAAGGGAAAGUGUCCUCAAGAUCUAGUUGCGAUAUUUCAUGCUUCAUUUCAUCCAACACAGGGAAACGUUAUUGACUGGUCGUUGAAAGCUAGCGACGAUUUAAAUCUCGACCACCUUGAAUUUAGUGCGUUGCCAAGUGGGUUACAUCUCGUUGGACAGGACGUCGUAUAUUUUACAAAAGACGGCCAGCAUGGUGUUUGUAUCUUCAGAAGAAGAAAAACUACAGAACAAGGGCACAGGGGUUUUCGCUUAUCCUCACUCGGUAUACUUCUUGCCAAAUCACAGCGACCGCGACCAUGGAGACAUGUACAAGCAUUGAAAGAUCUUACGACAAUCAUCUACUCACGAUUAGAAGAAUCAGGUGUACUGGACCCGACAGACAGCGACUGGGAACCUGCACGGACCUUUUUCGAGGAACGGAAGCUUAGACGUGCAGACCUUGGAGGCGCAGGGGACUGGAACGGGUGGAGCGAUGAAUUGGAUGGGAGCCCCGACCCACCCGAUGCGAAUCCCACCCUACAUCUCCCGCAUCUCCUUCGAAUUCUUGGGCCUUCGUCGCUGACAUUAUAUAAGCAUAUACUGGGACGACGAAGGGUGAUGAUAUAUACCCUACCGCCAGUGGAACCUGCGUGCAUUCUAUGUCAUGUUGCUGCAGACAUGUGCUUUGAGUACCAAGCUGGUGAAGGCUCCACGUCCACGACACGGCUGAAGGGCCGGAAUAAGGAACCUGUGAACGUACUUGGGAUGGUGACAUUGGCUGACCUUGACAAACUUCGCACUGAGAGCGAGACAGGACGUGGUUGGGUUGCCUGCACGACGGAUGCGAUAUUUAUCGAGAAACCUUCUUAUUACGACCUACUGAUUGAUCUUACGACAUUGACACCCCAUAAAGCGACACGACCAACUUUUUACGCUUCCAAGCCAGUUUCAUCCCAGCCUGGUAGCUCGAAAAGCCCAACUCCCCGGCUGUCCACAGUCCGUUUCGCCUGGAGUGACAUAAAACUUUGGAAUGAGAUUGAGCGAAUCCUUAAACUCGACUCAGACCAAGCCUCACACCAUGCAUGCUGUGGACCCUCCGCCUCUCCAGACGCACCCCUGAAAUCAAAGUCUAUCACUGCAUGGACAGACGCAUGGCAAGUUUAUGAAGACGUGUGCAUUAUCUGCGCCGGACUGUGGAUAGGGUCAUGGCGGGGUAACUCUACCAUGUCUUAUUCAACCGCCGAUGGACCGGAGAACUGGGGCUCUGUGCGGCUUGAAGGCGAUGAUGAUCUUUCCUUGCACUCGACGUAUGUGAGGAGUUUAGGUAUGGGGAUCGAGGGUCGGCCGGUGCCAGCGAUAGGGAGCAGCACCCUCUUGCCACCUACAUCAACGAGUAAAGCUGCAAAGAGGUCGAGUGGAAUAAGCGGCAAGGCCUCUUCCACCGUUUCUGGUGGAAGCGGGAAGGCACGGCAGGUGUCUUCCUCCUUUGGCGCGGGGGACGAUUUUGCUUUGGAGGGCAACGGCAACCAAGAGAGAAGGGACGGCCAGCUGUUGACGACACUCGCGUUGCUGCAGACGUUCCAUGCCCAUACGGCUUUCCAGGUGUCAGUGUUGGAGAUGCUCCUGCCAAAGGGAGUGGGCUCUGAGGCUGAUGAGUCAACAGUAUACCUCAGCCCGAAAGACAUCCUCCUGUUUGAGCUUGGUCCGUUGAGCGGAUUGGAUGCACGGUAUUUGGAGUGGCUUGCAGCGGAAUAUGCGGGUGGUGUUAAGGUUGUUAUCAAAAGGGGCUGGAAGGAUUUGUUGGCCAUAAUACUUGGGUAUGGCUAG